Molecule: messenger RNA, 1349 nt
Organism: Ziziphus jujuba (common jujube)
Lineage: Eukaryota; Viridiplantae; Streptophyta; Magnoliopsida; Rosales; Rhamnaceae
Product: annexin D5
Exons: 6
Coding region: 123-1070 (315 amino acids)
Cellular component (GO): cytoplasm
Molecular function (GO): calcium ion binding; calcium-dependent phospholipid binding
Source: RefSeq, a predicted model, not a curated record
AGAAACAAUUUACUUCGCAUUUGGAUAUCAUCGUUUAUCACGAAGUAAACUGUCCUCUGCAUCUGCCUUUGUUGUCUUGCACAGAGAGACUGUUUGGAAGGAAGGAAAGAAGAAAGAAAAAAAUGUCGACUCUCAGUAUUCCACCCAUUCCAAUUUCCCCUUCAAACGAUGCUAUUGAGCUUCACCGUGCUUUUAAGGGAUUUGGAUGUGAUACUGCUGCAGUGAUCAAUGUUCUUGCCCACCGGGAUUCUACUCAGCGUGCCCUCAUCCAACAAGAAUAUAGAAAAAUGUACCAUGAGGACCUUCUUAAACGUUUAAUCUCGGAGCUUAGUGGCAAACUAGAGACUGCUGUUCUGCUCUGGAUGAAUGAUCCAGCUGGACGUGAUGCAGUAAUCAUAAAGCAGGGAUUAAGUUCAGAAAGUCUUAAUCUUGAAGCUGCCACUGAAGUAAUAUGUUCUCGCACGCCAUCCCAGAUACAGCAUUUCAAACAACUAUACCAUGCAAGAUUUGGUGUUCACCUUGAGCAUGAUAUUGAACGUCGAACUUCUGGGGAUCAUAAAAAGCUGUUGCUAGCAUAUGUAAGCAAUCAACGUUAUGAAGGUCUUGAAUUUGAUAGAGAGUUGGUCGUGAAGGAUGCAAAGGCUCUGUAUAAAGCAGGGGAAAAGAAAUUAGGGACCGAUGAGAAGACUUUCAUCCACAUAUUCAGUGAAAGAAGCAGAGCACAUUUGGCUGCUGUAAGUUCUGCUUACCGUGACACAUAUGGCUCACUAAAAAAGGCGGUAAAGAGCGAGACAUCGGGCCAUUUUGAGCAUGGUCUUUUGACAAUACUACGAAGUGCGGAGAAUCCUGCAAAGUAUUUUGCAAAGGUUUUGCAUAAGGCAAUGAAGGGUCUAGGGACCGACGACACCACUCUUAUAAGGGUGAUUGUGACAAGGACUGAAAUCGAUAUGCAGUAUAUCAAAGCUGAAUAUGCAAAGAAAUACAGAAAGACGUUGAAUGAUGCAGUUCAUUCAGAAACAUCAGGUCACUACAGAACUUUCCUUCUCUCACUUUUGGGUCCCAACCACUAGGGAAAAAGACUGGCAAGGCAAAUAAAGUUGUGCAUAGUAUAAGAUUGUAAAUCUGUAAAUUAAUGUGUCAAGUGCACAGACAAUUAUGUACAGCUUAAUAUCUGUAAGCCUUGUUUGAUACAUAUAUUAUGUCAAAAAGCAUGCUUUGUAAUGACAGCUUGACGGUAACAUUCUGGAUGUUCGGUGUGUUCAGUUACUGUUUUCGACUCUCUUGUAGCUCUUUCAAUAUUUUGAAUCCUUUAGUGAUGUUUUGAGGUCCUUGGUGACCUUAUCUAUGUA